CACACCCACCUCUCUUAUACACUGGGUUAAAGGCAUCAAGAGCAUUCUUUGCAGACAUGUGCCCCUGUCACUCAUGCACAUCCAGCCACACAACUACACCACACACCCACUAGUGUUUCCACUGUGUCCUCUGUGUUCCCAGCACAAGGCUGGCACACUGCUCUGUUAGUCUUUUGAACACAGCCAGUCUCACUGCUGCUUGGAGCAAGAAGCUGAAUAACAUUACUCAAUCAUCUCCAGGUCUGUUACGUUUUUUGUGUAGAUUUGUUUUUUUUUUAGUUUUUAAAAACCCAUAGAUUGUUUGUGUUUUUGGUGGAAAACAGAGUAGAGACAGUCAUCCAGUGUGUAUUGGCAGUUCAGAAGAAGUCUUGAACUAAGUCUUCUAAAAUGGCCCCUGUGAAAGGCUGGGUAGUGGGGCUCCUGCUGGUUCUCCUGUGCCAAUCCCAGGUCCCCCUCUCGGGAGUCGUGAGUGCCCAGGAUGUGGCUGAAUUAGAGCAAGGCCUCCAUGCCAGAAAUGUUGAGGAGGUUGUGGCUGAAGAGGGCCUAAUGGCGGAGGAUGCGGAUGAGGAACAGGUAGCCGAGGAGGAUGGAGACGAAGAAGAUGAAGAAUCAGACGAUGAGGCAGAAACGGAUGAUCAGGAGGAAGAAGGCGAGGAUGUUGAGGAGGAAGAGGAGACCGCUGACGAGGAAGAGGAGGACGCUGAGGAGGAAGAGGAGGACGCUGAGGAGGAAGAGGAGACCUCUGAGGAGGAAGAGGAGACUGCUGAGGAGGAUGAGAAUGCUGAGGAGGAAGAGGACGCUGGGGAGAAAAAAGGGACUGCUGAGGAAGACGAGGCUGAAGAAGAGGAAGCAGAGCAAGAUGAAGAAGAGGCAACUGAGGAAGAGGAGGAGGAUGCUGAAGAAGAGGGGGAGAAGGAGGAAGAAGAGGCUGCUGAGGAGGGAGAGGAGGAUAAUGCUCAAAAAGAGGAGGAGAAAGAAGAGGCAGCAGAGGAGGAAGAGGAUGAUGCUGAAGAAGAGAAGGAGAAGGAGGCAGCAGCUGAGGAGGAAGAGGAGGGUGAUGCUGAAGAACAGGAACACGAGGAAGAGGGGGAGGAGGCUGCAGAUGAGGAAGAAGAGGACAAUGCUGAAGAGGAGAAGGCUGAUGAGGCAGCAGCAGAGGAGGAGGAGAAUGAUAAUGCAACAACUGAAGCAGAGGAGUUAGCUGAGGAGGCUGAUGAUGCUGAGGAGGAGGAAGAGGAUGGGAAUGACUCUGAGGAGGAGGAAACAACUGAAGCAGAGGAAGAUGACGAAGAUGACCCAGCAGAUGACACAGCAGAUGAAGAAGAGCCUGCAACUGACCUGAUGAAAUUCCACUCGGGUUCUUUGUGUAGUGUUUGCUCAAUCUGUGAGUACUGCUCUAAAAACUGUGACAAUUGUCCCUGUGAAGAUGAUGAGUCCGAUCACUGUGAGCACUGCCAAGAAUGCUCAUCUUGCUACAUUUGCCCCAUACUAUGUGACACCAUUUGCACACCAGGUGGCUUUGUUGAUGAGCUAACUGGAACCCUCUUUCAGACAGUUGCCUCUCUACUCUGAGUAACCUGAAGACUGUGCUCUUUAAUGCCACCCUGCAGGCUGCACAAGGUACAGCGCCCUGGAUUGGAACUGCUUAUGGCUCUCCAGCAACAUGGGGAUUCCCACAUGAGCUUGUCAUGAAUCUGACAGCUGACAGAAAUAUAAAAACACUUCUAGGUAUUAACUCAUGUUUAGCUAAGAUGUUUCACUUGCCUUGUUACAAGAGCUA
Molecule: messenger RNA, 1780 nt
Organism: Etheostoma cragini (Arkansas darter)
Lineage: Eukaryota; Metazoa; Chordata; Actinopteri; Perciformes; Percidae
Product: cilia- and flagella-associated protein 251
Exons: 6
Coding region: 388-1572 (394 amino acids)
Molecular function (GO): calcium ion binding
Source: RefSeq, a predicted model, not a curated record